Molecule: messenger RNA, 2431 nt
Organism: Anoplopoma fimbria (sablefish)
Lineage: Eukaryota; Metazoa; Chordata; Actinopteri; Perciformes; Anoplopomatidae
Product: glutathione hydrolase 7
Exons: 17
Coding region: 247-2283 (678 amino acids)
Biological process (GO): glutathione catabolic process
Cellular component (GO): plasma membrane
Molecular function (GO): glutathione gamma-glutamate hydrolase
Source: RefSeq, a predicted model, not a curated record
AAACCCAAUAAUAACCAUGUGAGCCAUUCGAGGAUGCUAUGUUUAUGUGACUGCAUGUAUCUCAACGCAAAGGUGGAUGCCUACAUGACAGGGAAUCUGCAUCCUCAUCCUCCUCCUCCUCCUCCUCCUCCUCCUCCUCAUUAUCAUCAUCAGCGCUAACAUUACACUCCUGUUCUUGGCCUAUAAUGAGAAACACCCAGGGAGGAGAAGCUGCAGUGAUCUUGGAGUAAAGGAUCAACCGUAGUCAUGCACAACCCUGCACCUGAAAUCGUGGCCGGGCACACGGGUGGAUGUGUGCAGGACAAAAACGCCAAUCCGGAGACGACCCUGGGCAGUGCCUACUCCCCCGUGGACUACAUGAGCAUCACCAGCUUCCCCAGGCUGCCGGAGGACGACGCCACGUCUGGGGAGAACACUCUGAAGAUACGCAAAGAGGACGACCACGUCCUGAGUGAGCAGGAUACAGACCCGGAUAUGUUUCUGAAGUCGGCUCGCCUCCAGCGUCUCCCCUCCUCAGCCUCGGACCUGGCCAGCCACGACAUCGCGUCCCUGCGAGAGACCUCCAAAGACCCCUUCACAGAAGACUGUGCCUGUCAGCGAGAUGGACUGACGGUCAUCAUCACAGCUUGUCUCACCUUCGCCACAGGAGUCACAAUAGCUCUCAUCAUGCAGAUCUACUUCGGACACCCCCAGAUCUUUAACCAAGGGGCAGUGGUGACAGAUGUGGCCCAGUGUACGUCUCUUGGCUUUGACGUUCUGGGGAAACAGGGGUCCAGUGUGGACGCCGCCAUCACUGCUGCCCUCUGUUUGGGAAUCGUCCACCCUCACACUUCUGGUAUCGGAGGCGGUGGCGUUAUGUUGGUGCACAACAUCCGUAAGAACGAGACGAGGGUCAUCGACUUCAGAGAGACGGCACCGUCUGCCAUCCACGAGGAGAUGCUGCGGACGAAACUCGAUCUGAAUCCUGGUCUGCUGGUGGGAGUACCGGGCAUGCUCAGUGGGAUGCACCAGGCACACCAGCUCUAUGGCAGAAUGCUGUGGAAGGAUGUGGUUACCAUGGCAGCAGAAGUGGCCAGAAAUGGAUUUAAUGUCACCCAUGACCUAGCUGAAGCACUGGAUAAGGUGAAGGACCAAAACGUGUCGGAUGCUUUCAGGGAUUUGUUCCUUCCCAACGGUCAGGCUCCUCUGUCCGGGCUGCUCACCAGGCGGCUCGAUUUAGCAGCCAUCUUGGACGCUGUCGCAGUUAAGGGGAUGUCUGAGUUCUACAGUGGAAACCUGACGCAGGAAAUGGCAGCAGCAGUGCAAGCGAGAGGCGGAGUGCUCGCAGAGGAGGACUUUGCAAACUACAGCACAGUGAUCCAGGAGCCAGCGGAGAUCAUCUAUCAAGGACACCAUGUGAUGGCGGCCCCGGCCCCACACGCGGGUAUUGCCUUGAUCGCCGCUCUCAACAUCCUGGAAGGCUACAACAUAACCAGCCAGGUGCCCAGAAACACCACCUACCACUGGAUAGCAGAGGCGCUAAAGAUAGCUCUUGCCCUUGCUAGUGGACUGGGAGACCCCAUGUAUGACACUACUAUCUCAGAGGUUGUCGCCAAGAUGCUGAGUAAAUCACAGGCCUCCCUACUCCGCCAGAUGAUCAGUGACUCUCAGGCUUUCCCUGUCGGCCAUUACGCUUCAUCUUUUACCUUGGAGACGGGUGCAGCUGCUGCCCAAGUCAUGGUCAUGGGCCCGGAUGACCACAUCGUGUCAGUCAUGAGCUCUCUAAACAAACCGUUUGGCAGCGGGAUAGUGACUCCUUCAGGAAUCCUCUUGAAUAGUCAGAUCCUGGAUUUCUCCUGGACUAACAAAACACAGGGCUCAUCUCCUAACCCGCAUAACAGCCUCCAGCCUGGGAAGAGGCCCAUGUCCUUCCUGAUGCCCACAGCAGUGAGGCCCGCCGUGGGGUUGUGUGGCACUUACGUAGCCGUUGGAUCUUCCGAUGGAGAGAAAGCUCUCAGUGGCAUCACACAGGUGCUGAUGAACGUUCUGUCCUCGCGUAAGAACAUGAGCGACAGCUUAGCAUACGGAAGACUCCACCCGCAUCUGCAGCCCAACACCCUCCUGGUGGACUCUGAGUUUCCAGACGAAGGCGUGGAGCUGCUGCAGGCCAAAGGUCACAAGGUGGAGAGGAGAGAUAUUCUCUCACUGGUGGAGGGAACCCGGAGAACCAACGACCUCAUCAUAGGGGUGAAAGACCCCCGCAGUGCCGAUGCCUCCGCCCUCACUAUGUCCAACAUGCCCUAGUGCACAACCCUCCCCCCCUCCCUUUCCCCCAUAAUCACACAUAAUUAAGCAGCGGUAAGACAAACACUGUAUGAUUGAUGGUUAGUCGGUAAGGAGGCUGCUCAACACCUAGCACACUAAACAUAAGUUGAUCAAGUCGACGUGUAGG